GGCGGGAUGCGGUGUCCCGGCGUGUCCCUGUGGGCGCUGCUGUGCCUGGCGGUGGCGGUGGCCGGGGGUCGCCCCGUGCGGCUCGAGAGGGUCCGAGCGGACGCGCGGGCCCUGACCCGGACCCUCAGCACGCGCCUGCAGCAGCUCCAGCUGUUCCCGCUGACCCUGCGCAUCACCGGCCUGGAGGGGGUCCCGGAGGGGGGGCCCCCGGACGGGGGGGUCCCCCCGGGGCUGGGCUGGGCCGCCCAGCGCCUCCAGCUCUUCCAGCGGCUCCUGGCGGCCCUGCCCGGGGGCGACCUGCGCCUGGCCCAGGUGGCCAACGACCUGGAGAACCUGCGCAGCCUGCUGGCCGUGCUGGGGGCCCUGCUGGGCUGCCCCGCGCCCCGCGACCCCCCCGCGGCGCCCCCGGCCCCGCUGGCCGAGGCUCCGCACACGGUGGCCGGGGUGGCCCUGGCGCGGCUCCGGGGCUGCCUGGACGGGGUCGCCGCCCGCCUCGAGGGGGUCCCCGCGUGUUAGGGACCCUCGGGACCCCAGGGACCCCCCAGGAACCCCCGGCCCACAGGGACACGGCCAGGACCUGACCGGGUCUCAUCAGGACCCCACAGACAGGACCAGGAGCUCACUUGGGGACACCACGAGUGGCCCCGGGCACCGGAGCGACUCCAGCUGCUGCCAGCACCUUUUUCUACAACAUUACUGUUACCAUUUUAUUAUUACUGUUACGGUUAUUAUUAAUUUAUUUAAUUUAAAGCUCCUUUUCCAGCA
This is a messenger RNA of Haemorhous mexicanus (house finch), 765 nucleotides long. It is a transcript of the gene LEP, whose product is annotated as leptin. The record is from RefSeq and is a predicted model, not a curated record. NCBI's taxonomy places the organism in Eukaryota, Metazoa, Chordata, Aves, Passeriformes, Fringillidae. Gene Ontology annotation, cellular component: extracellular region. The coding region runs from base 7 to 516 and encodes 169 amino acids. The transcript is spliced from 2 exons. Gene Ontology annotation, molecular function: hormone activity. Gene Ontology annotation, biological process: signal transduction.